Messenger RNA from Nerophis lumbriciformis (worm pipefish), 5642 nucleotides. RefSeq names its product neurexophilin and PC-esterase domain family, member 3 (gene nxpe3). NCBI's taxonomy places the organism in Eukaryota, Metazoa, Chordata, Actinopteri, Syngnathiformes, Syngnathidae. The record is from RefSeq and is a predicted model, not a curated record.
GACUUGACUCAAAUUGUCGACAUAUUGGCUGUUUUAAUCACAAUCUCGCCCUUUUUUGAGUUUCAACAAACAAAAUAGAAAUGUGUCUUUUUUUGCCUCCUUUUCCCCCCGAACCAGGCUGUCCUCGUCAACGGAACCCGGGCUGCUUCUCUUCCUGCCUCCUAAUGGACUGAGCUCAUGCUGCUAAAUAACAGACCGGCCAUCGUGAUGGUGGAACGACGAUUAUGAAGACACAAGGUUCAACCAUGUCGCCAAAUGUUUGGAAAAACGGCCUGGCCGUCCUAGCGCUGUUGGGCCUCGUCUUCCUGCUGCGCAACAUCAGUAUUUUGGAGAACUGGAACUGUAACACGGUAUCAGCGCUGUCGCAUCUCCAGAACCGCAUCCAAUCCUCCUUGUCUGGACCCGUCCCGGUCUACCACCACAAUCACUCCUUCUGUGCACAUCUGGGCCAGAAACCCUCGCUGGAAGAAGAGCUGGAAGAAAGCUACUUGUUGAGUUCCAUCGCCUGGCCCGGGCCACCCUCUGGCUCGGGACUCGUCACCCUGCUGAGGACCAGCGACCCGGUCCACAGCCUCUUCUCCAUCCUCCCCCCUGAGAACGAGGGGCGGCGGUACGUUGGCGAGCAGCUCGAGAUCAUCGUCCAGAUGUACGACUUUAAGGGCCGAGCUAAAAGCUACGGUGGCGAUUUUCUUCUGGCUCGACUGCACUCACCGGAGUGCAGGGCGGGCGUGGCCGGGGUGGUGCUGGACCACGAGAACGGAUUCUACUCCGUUCGAUUCCCGCUGCUGUGGGAAGGCUCGGCUCAGGUGGAGGUCAUCAUGGUGCACCCGAGCGAGGCGGUCGCCGUGCUGCGGCGGCUGAGGGAGGAGCGACCCGACAGAGUGUACUUUAACAGCUUCUACCGCCUAGGCCUUCGGUUUGAGACCACCGUAUGUAACGUGUGCCUGCCGCCCGACUGGGGACUGCUGUGCGACUACACAGACCCUCGCACUGGCGAGCCGUGGUACUGCUACAAACCUAAGACGCUCGGCUGCCAUGCCAGGAUCAACCACGCCAAGGGAGGCUACCUCAAAAACCUCACAACAAACAAGGAAGCUCUGCUCUUUCAAAGUGGAGUCAACAUAAAAGUUCCCAUCCAGGCUUCGGGAAAGAACACGAUCAAGGUGCUGCCUUCAAGGACAGGUAGGACCUCCGCCGCCAGAGAGCUUGAUUGUUUCAGGUGUUUCCAUGCCUUUCUUUGCACGGCCGUAGAAAGUGCCAUCAACCUGGAAGAGACUUCUGGGUAUUACUACCAAGACUCGUGGAGACCUUUAGGCGCCGUCGCUAUGCGCCAGUUCGACUCGUCCGCCAUCACUCAGUGUUUGAGCAACAAGGUGGUGCACAUGUACGGCGAUUCCACCGUCCGCCAAUGGUUUGAGUUCCUGGUGGAGGCGCUGCCAGACUUGAAGGAGUUCAACCUGCAGAGUCCUAAAAUGGUGGGGCCCUACAUGGCGGUGGACAGCGGCCACAACAUUCUGGUGACGUACCGCUGCCACGGGCCGCCGAUACGCUUCACCGCCGUCAUGGCCAGCGAGCUGCGCUACAUCUCUAACGAGCUGGACGGCCUGAGCGGGGGUCCCAGCACGGUGGUGGCCCUCAGCAUCUGGUCUCACUUCAGCACCUUCCCCGUGGAGGUGUACGUGCGGCGCCUGCGCCACAUCCGCAAGGCCGUGGUGCGGCUUCUGGAGCGGGCGCCGGGGACGCUGGUGGUGAUCCGCUCAGCCAACCCCCAGGCCCUGGACCAGCAGGUGAGUCUGUACAACAGCGACUGGUUCUCCCUGCAGCUGGACGCUGUGCUGCGCGCCAUGUUUAAAGGCCUGGACGUCCUGCUGGUGGACGCCUGGCAGAUGAGCGUGGCGCACCGUCACCCUCACAUCCUCCACCCCUCGCCCGUCAUCGUCAAGAACAUGGUGGACCUCAUUUUGUCCUACGUGUGUCCCUAGAAAUACCAAAGAUGGCCAUUUGGCUCUGGAGCUAAAAACGGCCUAAAACUAUGACAUCACUGACAAGGAUGUACUUUUAGGAGAAAAGUCAUACUACUAAAGUCAUUUUUACGACGAGUCGCAAUACCUGAGGAUAAAACGUAGAGUCAUCCCUCGCCACAUUGCGCUUUCUUCAACAUUUUGGCCCUAAAUGAAGCAUUUCCUAGACUAAGACGCCUAAAUAAACUACAAAAAAAAUCUAAACUACAGUUGUAUUGGCCACUAGAUGAGAGCAAACCAAUCAGAUCACACUGUUCAGUAUCGUGGCCACUGAUUGGCUCAGCCUCAAGCUGCAUUACUAUAUUGGAUUAAACAGUGUAAAGGUGACUAGAGGGUGUUACCGUAUUUUUCGGAGUAUAAGCCGCACCGGCCGAAAAUGCAUAAUAAAGAAGGAAAAAAACAUAUAUAAGUCGCACUGGAGUAUAAGUCGCGUUUUUUGGGGGAAAUUUAUUUGAUAAAAGCCAACACCAAGAAUAGACAUUUGAAAGGUAAUUUAAAAUAAAUAAAGAAUAGUGAACAACAGGCUGAAUAAGUGUACGUUAUAUGAGGCAUAAAUAAUCAACUGAGAACGUGCCUGGUAUGUUAACGUAACAUAUUAUGGUAAGAGUCAUUCAAAUAACUAUAACAUAUAGAACAUGCUAUACGUUUACCAAACAAUCUGUCGCUCCUAAUCGCUAAAUCCCAUGAAAUCUUAUACGUCUAGUCUCUUACGUGAAUGAACUAAAUAAUAUUAUUUGAUAUUUUACGGUAAUGUGUUAAUAAUUUUACACAUAAGUCGCUCCUGAGUAUAAGUCACACCCCCGGCCAAACUAUGAAAAAAACUGUGACUUAUAGUCCGAAAAAUACGGUAUUUCAUGUCUAGAAGAACUUAUUUAGAAGGUAGUUAAUACAUUUUUUAUGCUCAAACAAUGAAAAUGUUCCAUUUAUAAUUCAUAAUUCCUACUUCGCAGGAAUCAAUUGAUUGCGGUCAUGUCUGGAACCAAUAACAGCGAUAAAAGGGGCGAUUAGUGUACUUCGUUUUAGGAUUACAAUUCACGCAAAUGUUGUUGUUGUACAAGUUACGGAAAAAAAGGCUCAGACUUAUACAAGCGGAGAAUUUAUAGCAAAUUGAAAAGUACAACUUGAAAAAUUCCGAUUUCUUUUUCUGGCCGUAACACAACUUUUUUGUUGCACAAUUAAAGUGUAAAGUUACAGGAAAAAGUAAACAUUUUGGACUAAAAUCCAUUAUUGGGAGGAUGAAGAUUUAGGAUGCUGAAGAAAAUUAACCCGGUUUUGUUGAACAAUGGAUUAAUGAGGUAGUCAUUUUGUGAGAGAAUACGAGAAUAAACGCAAAAAAAGGCUGCUUAAGACGUAUUUGAAAGUACGACUUCUCGGAAAAUUACAACUUUAUUUUUUUGAUGAUUCAACUUUUUUUUUAAACGAACAAAUAAGUAUUAAAACUGCCAUUUUACAAAAAAAUUUGCAAAAACAAACAUUAAAGAAGGCUUAAAAAUUCAUACAUUUGCGCAUUUGUCCAUUUAAAACUACGACUUCUUGUAGAAUUAUGACUUUUAUUCUUCCGAUAAGAUUUUUGUUGUUGAAAGGGGUUGAAUAGUAUGUUACGAUAAAUAUGUCAGGAUAUUGCGAGAAUAAAUGCAUAAAAGAAGCUGUUACUAAAAUUAAGGGGUACAAGAAAUGGUCGGGCUAGCAUGCUAAGUUGCAGGAACAUUCUAGCUUUGUUAGACACGAUCAUAUUGUAUUGAUCAUAUCGUAUUGGACAAUAUAGUUUACAUACCAAAUGUCCAUUUCCAUUUAUUUGAAGUAAUAACAAAAUGUAAAUGCCUGACUUACCUAUCAAGGAGGAAAUUAGCAAGUUUGGCGUCAGGUGAAAAAAUCUUCUCCAUCUUUCAAAGGCAUCCCCGAUACAAAUCCUUCUUUUGUUCCUGGCUUUGUCAUGAAUAAGUUGAGAAUCGUAACGACACCUUUUAGAUUGACUACGGUCUGACAUGUUUAGUAACUUUACCAAUGGCAGUAGCCAGACGAAGCUGGCGGUGCGUAACUGCCAACCUGGAUGUAACACACUCACAGACUUUCUAAUUGGUCAAACGGUGGCGGGCGGGGCAUCCAAAUGAAAACAAUAACAAGAUUUCGGGGCUGUAAAUCUUAUUUUGAAAUGAGCAUACAGUUAUCAGUUAUCGAGGUAUUUGAAAAGAACAUGAUUUAUUAAUGCCUUUUGACAUAUCUGCCAUUUAAUGACUUGACAAGAAAUUAUUACAUAUGGCUCCUUUAAAAGUGCAACUUCUUGUAGAAUAACGACUAUAUACACUCUUGCGAUGAUACAACUAUUUUUAUUUAAGUAGUAAUUUUACAAAAAAAACUACGUAUAACAAGGCUGACCAUCACAAUUCUUACCAACUUUUUUAAAAUUGAACACAUUUUUACAAAAGAUUUAGCAACAAAAUCACUGACUUUCAACGUUUAGCAUUCAGCUGUUAAAAACAUUGACUUCUACGAUAUGAUUUGUUUUGUUGAAAAAUAAAAUAUCGAAACGUAAAUAUUACGUUAAUGUUGGCACAAGGCAAGAAUAAACAUGAAAUAGUUUUUGUUAACUUCAACAUGCAAUAUUAGUUUUUGGCAUUUGUCCAUUUAAAACUGAUGAACAAAAGAAGUAUUAAAGCUUGAAUUUUACGAAAAAUGUUUUGAAAAUUAACGUAAAACAAGGCUGACCAUCACUGUGUACUUGUAUUAAUUAUUGUAUUAUAUAAAGAAUUAUCAGAACAUUUUACAUUUGUCCAUUUAAGAGUAUGACUUCUUUUUAAAACAGUUUUGAUUUUCUCAAUGUGACUUUUCUUUCAAAAAGUAUUAGUUUUUUUUUUAUGAAAACAUUUUUGGGAUAUUGCAAUAAUAAACGCAUAUAAGAGACUUAUUGUUGUACUACAUUUAAAACUUAUAUGAAAACAGUAUUCAUUUAACUAAAAGUACAACUUCUGCUAGAAUUAUGACUUUAUUCUUGCGAUGAUACGACUUUUCUGUUAACAAUGAAGUAUUAAAGUAGGAUUUUUACAAAAACCUUUUUACUUGUCUUAGGUAAGUCGCAAUGUUGCCAAUGGUUUAUUUAAAAGUACAACUUCUUGAAGAAUUACAACUUUACUGUAUCGGUAUUAUUUGAGUAACUGGACACAAAAAACGUCGGGAUAUUGCGACAUUAAACUCAUAAAAAGGCUGCUUGUUUUACCUGACAUUAGGACGCAUAAGAAAUGUUGCCAUUCGUCCUUUUAAAAGUACAAAGUCUUGUAGAAUUACGAGAGUUAAGCAGGAGAAACGGUGAAAAAUGACGGCAUUCACCCUUUUAAAAGUGACUUAACGCAACAGUUGAACCUUAACCAAGGUUAUCGUCAUGGUGGUGUAAUGAGUCAUUUACCACUCAGGCCUUUUCUACGUUUGUACAGCAGGAUCGAAGAUGUUGUCUGUGGACUUUUAUGUCGGAACAAGCUUUGUGUCUUCUCGCAAUGACAUGAAGGAGGAAGUCAUCAUGUGCCUUUUACUGUCUGACUUGGUCCCGCUUUAACUGAGCUUUAAUUGUUCUUUUCUCACCAAUCUCACGAAUAAACGUGUGGGAACUUGUGUCUUCUCAAAACCAAA